UCUAAUGGCUAUUUUGAUAUCAAAUUUUCAUUUUCAAACAAUUAAAACUUAAUGCAAGGAAGUGAGAGAUGAUACGAUUUGUUGCACAAUGCUUCAUAACAGUGUUCUUGGCUGAAGAAAUUCUAAUGGCCAUUUGAAUGCCAUGCCCUGCACUCCUUUGAGCUUUCCUUGAGCCCUUGUUUGGGCUUAUAACACCAGCACACAUUGGCUGGUUCUGAUUCGGUUUUCGCCGGUAUAGGCGAGAUUCUUCUGUUUCUUUUUAUGAAUAUAUAUUUUUUUCAAGUUAAGUUCCCCUUGAGAGGCUGUACAAGACAAUUAUUCUCCCAUGUGACACGAAAAUUGACCCCCUUGAGUGUAUAACAAUGGCGCACUGGUCGGUCCUUAUCAGGUUUCCGUUUAAACGAGGUUGGUCUGUCUUGAUGCAAUCGAAGUGAUUUUGUUUUUAAAUCACGUUCACCCUGAAUGGCUGCAUAACUUACUUUUUUUCCUUUGUGACACCAAAGUAGACCACAGGAAAUAUUGAUUGGCCCCGAUUCGGUUUCCUUGCAAACUAGGAGUUAAUUUGUCUAGGUCUUCAUGGAGUUAUUAUUAUUAUUUUUAAUCCCUAAAUGGCUGCAAAAGUCCCUUUUUUUCCUGUGCGACACCAAAAUAAAACUCCUGUACUGUAGUGGCGUACUUUGGAGUGCCUAAAAUUAGUAAUAGUCUUAUUCUAAAACAGAUACUUUAAACGAACAGUGUCAUCUGUUAACAGCAUGCGAUGAUUUCGUUGAACCCGGAAAAAUAUCGAGGCCGCAGCAGAGCGAAAAACAACAGCAGUUCAAUCAGUUGCAGAACAUGAAAGGACAAAGAUAGGAAUUUAUUACGAGAUGAGACGAAGACUAAAUAUGCCAAGGAUGGAAAUGGUUGCAUUACGGACAACUGUGAGCCGGAAGCCUUAUGUUUUUAUGAUUGAAAACAGAAUCUGUCAAAAUUGUGUUCACAAUGGAACCCUGUUUUUAAAUGAUUUCUAUCAACAUUUAUCCGUUCAGGGUUUUAUCCUGUAAACUGAGUUUUCGAACUUUUUGUUACAAGGGAAGUUCCCCUACGUACAAGCUGACUUUGAGACAAAAAUUAACAAAAACACGGAGAAAUCCUUUGGCUUUUGUUUCUCUCGCGCGCUACUUUAAGUUAUCUCUAGGUAAACAGCUUAUAUCAACAAUGUUCGCCGGUGUAAUUUAGUUGUACGACCAUUAAUGACAAAACUUUGACAAUGUCUCCAUCCUUUGAAAAAUGUCUUCCACUUCAGUGUAAUUUCACUAAAACCUGGCGAUGCCAUCCGCCUGGGCAACUUCUCCUAAGAAAGGGUGGUCAGUGUGCUAGGGAAGCCUAAUGCUUCAAUCCGGCUGGAGUGUGGUGAUCAAUGAUGAGGCGAUAGUAGAUUGGAAUUGCCAUCGUAUUCAGUUUGAAAACUAAAUGCUUGUCAAAUUAUAGGAAGAAGCCAAACAAGAUUAUAUCGGAUGUUUCGAUAAAACCCAUUACAGCUAGACGAUCAAAAUUUAAUUUUAGACGUUUUCUUCGGCAAACAUACCCUGAUUUCACUUUGCAGAAUGAAAAAGCCCAGAAAUUUUAAUUACAAAGUUUGCGCAAUUUUUAAUAACUCGUACAAACUUGAUAGACAUUUCCAAACAAACUCUUUUCAUGAUGUGCCCACCCAUUUUCUGCAACUGCGAGCCACUCUCCUGUUACUAACUGAAUGAAAGAUCAAGAACCCACGCUAAAUUAGAGAUAAAUAUAGGGUCACAUUUCGUAUUUGCUCGCUAAAAGCUCAGGACAACAGCCCAAAUGUUCCAUUGUCUUCACAGUUGUAUAUCUACUGUACUCGAGUAGUCUCCAGUGAAUCCGGACUGGCGUUAUCAAAAAAAAAAUAUUAAUAUAAUGGUAAUGAAAGUUGAACAUUACGUAGGAAAUUUCACCAAACGGUGCACGCAAGCUUCUGAUUUUUAGGAAUAUUUUAAGUAGUCUUAGUACAAGAACUGGCUUGGGAACUAGACAAGAAACGACAUCGAUUACAUUACAACAGCUGUUGUAACAAAAAGGACUGCUUCAGCUAACUGCUCUGAAAGAACCGACAGUGAACAAGGCUUGUGAAGAACCAUGUAGCAUUGAUUCUUCCAAGGUGUAAAGAUGCUGGAGAACAACAUUUCACAAAUCACUGCUCGAAACGAAAGCCACUGUUAUUCGGAACAUAAGACCAUAAUCCAAACUUGGGGUAUCGUACUGUUUUGUUUAGCCAACUGUUUGUCCGGUGCAGUGGCGAUCUGUGGAAACUUACUUAUCGUGUCAGCUGUUUAUAAAACAACCACGCUACAAACGCCAACCAACUUCUUCAUUUCUUCCAUGAGCUUGGCGGACCUCCUCGUCGGUCUUGUCGCGAUACCGCUCUGGAUCGCGCGUGCGGUGUUGAACAUCACAGAAAACACUCACGUUCUUUGCUUAAGCAGCGACUUCAUCACCAUACAGACUUUAAUGGCGUCGACAUAUAGUCUCUGCAGCGUUACAGUAGACAGAUAUGUCGCCAUCAUCUUGCCGUACAAGUACAACCAUAUUGUAACACAGAAGAGAUGUUUCGCCGCCAUUUUGAUUGCUUGGGCGUUUACCAUGGUCUUAGCGAGUUUCCGUUUUAUCGUCGGCUUGCGAUCCGAGCUGCCGAAGUUCUACAUGGCCGCAGCAAUAUUUGGCAUCGAUCUUCCGAUUGUUGUCAUCUGUUUCUGCUACGCGAAGAUCUUUAAAGCCGCCAAAGAGCAAAGAACAAAAAUCUGUUCCUUGACAUCGAGUGUCCGUGCGGCUUCCCUGAGGCAACGUAAAGCUGCUUACACUAUAGCCAUAGUAAUAGGGGUGUAUAUGAUAUUUUGGACGCCAACGUUUAUCGUAUGCUUUCUCGAUUUUACUCUCCACUUGUGUUUUUACGAUGCUUGGCUCGCUACCGUUUCAGUAUCUUUGGCCAAUUCAGCAUUGAACCCAUGGAUUUAUGCAGCGCGGAACAAGCAAUUCUGGCGAGCUUUCAAACGCGUUUUGCGUGUGUCAUCGCGACUCUAAGCUGAGAACAAAGAAGUUUGCAAGUCGAUCGAUGCAUCCAUCUCCAUGGCCAUAGUCAUCAACACAGUCAAAAGUACAGACGAUAAAAAGAAGCUGCUUGCUGCAUGCGUCUUCAGGUAGCAUUUUUAAGACCUCACUCACAGUUUUUCACUAUAUGGACCUCUCAGUCGGCAAAUAACAUAUACAUUUUAGAGUAGAAUUCUAACCAAAUUCCUUUCAAUUCAUUAGCGAUUUACAAUUAUUUCUCCGCAUACAUUGUAGUAUUAUUUCCCGCUUUAGCAAAAUCAAGCGCGGAUUGAAUUAUUGAUUAAACCUUGUAGCUGUUUGCACGCGCUCACAGGUCUUAUAGUCGCAUGAAACUCCAUUUAAUUUCUUAAGUGUUCUUUGGAAUUGAUUUAUCUUGUUAUAUUUCAAACUCUUCCUCGAAACAGCGAAGAAAUGCAGAGAAAACACUCUAGCCACUAAUGGCUGAUAGUGUAGGAGUAGCUCAGCCAAUCAGAUUGCUGCAUUUAUAUUAGCAUACCAGUAGAAUUCUGCUCAUAGUAAUCAGAGGAGCAGCACCUUGAAAGAGGCUGAGAUUACGACAAAUUUAAUCUCGAACCAAGAGUUCUAAGAAGCCGGACGGCUUUGGGUUAGAGAUUGGCCCUUUUUGAAAACAAAAAUUUAAAAAAAAAACUUCUUGAGCCUGAUGGCGGCGCGAGUGCUUAUGGGAUUAACUAAGAAAACAACAUCAUUAAUAUGGUGGACGAGAAUGCUCAGUCCCAAUUAAUCAAAGUCGAAAGACGGACAAGUUAGCGACAGGUAAGAAAAUAGCACAGUUUUUUUUCCCUCGAGAAAGGGAAAGGGAGAAAGUGGUGACAGUAGUGGACUCCCAUGUGAAAAGAUCGGGGAUGCUCGUCGGAAAAUUUGGAUUAAGCCCCUAAAGGAGACUUAUCUGGGCGGGGGUUGAACUUCAUUUAACCGAAAAGAUACCACUUUAACCCGGACCGACAAGCAUGGGCUACAAUGAUUUUAAUGAUGCUCAAGACAUUGUCACCAAAUACUUUCUCCUAUAGAUACAUUGCAGAUUCAAGUGAAAGCAUUGCCAUAAAACUCCAGUUAUUUCUUCGAGUGCAACCCUAAAAGAUAAGUUGACGGCUAGAAAUAGAGGACUUUCGUCCUGUACACCCAAAGUUAGACCAGAAUCCUUGAUUUACACACCUGAGGGAGACGACGAGCACAUUGGACCUUUUCACAUGUGAUUUCUCUCCCUACUGCCUGCGGGCUCCUUCUGGGCUGUGGGAUCAAUGUGAACAGACUUGUUCGUACACAACGACACCCUGUAACUCUUACAUGAAUGUACGCUCGAAAAGGGCGUUGUAAAUCCCCACACCACCGUUCAAAGAACUAAGUCUGUAAGCGCCCACCAGGAUAAUUAAUCA
Messenger RNA from Orbicella faveolata, 4496 nucleotides. Its product is annotated as trace amine-associated receptor 365-like. Gene Ontology annotation, cellular component: membrane. The record is from RefSeq and is a predicted model, not a curated record. Gene Ontology annotation, molecular function: G protein-coupled receptor activity. Gene Ontology annotation, biological process: G protein-coupled receptor signaling pathway. Lineage: Eukaryota; Metazoa; Cnidaria; Anthozoa; Scleractinia; Merulinidae.